This is a messenger RNA of Glycine soja, 1816 nucleotides long. RefSeq lists its product as uncharacterized. The record is from RefSeq and is a predicted model, not a curated record. Lineage: Eukaryota; Viridiplantae; Streptophyta; Magnoliopsida; Fabales; Fabaceae. The transcript has 7 exons. Bases 157 to 1521 code for a protein of 454 amino acids. Gene Ontology annotation, molecular function: metal ion binding.
UGUAUUUUCUUUCUUUAACGUCUCAGACGAUUAAAGAAUUAGACUCAUCGUCGUCGUUUGUGCUCAUCUUGAUUUCUCACCUUGUUGGGCUCCAUCCCCCCUCGUUGCAUUCAACAUUAGUUAAAGUGAAGCUUUAAGGCUUUGAAGGGGAGUAAGAUGAGCGAAAGUGGUAGAAAUACGUCUUCAUCAGAGUGGAACUUGAGAGACGAACCUGAAUUUGCAUCUUAUGGAGUUGCCAGUAGCAAUAGUUCAAAGUGGUCCAAUUUGAAAAGAAAUGAUGAGUUAAAACCCACAAUGGGAUUUUCAUGCGAGGAACCUGUUUCUGGACGCAAAGGUUCAAAUAAGGAUGAUAUUGCGAAUACAAAUUACGGAGUUUGGGAUGCAACAAAUGCACAAGACACUGAUGGAAGUUACAACAUGCAGAUCUCUCCUGGGCUUGAUGAGGAUUAUAAAAAUAAGUGCAAUCAAUCCCUAAAAGAUGGCUGCAGUAAACUAUUCAGGAGUAGGAGUCGGAGCCCUCCACGUAGUUUUAGGUGGGAUUCAGGUAGGGUUGGAGGAUUGACACAACCAUAUUGUAGAGAUUUUGUUGCUGGGAAAUGCAGAAGAGGCAACCGAUGUCGUUUCCUUCACCAUGACGAUCAAAAUUAUGGUAAUAGCUGGGAAAAUAGACACAUAUAUUCUGCUCCAAAUGAAAAUAAUAACUAUUCUCGUACAAUUGGAAGAUCAUAUAAUAGAACUUGCUUCCAUUAUGCACAAGGAAGGUGUAAAAUGGGAGCAUCAUGCAAGUAUGUGCAUCAUGACAAUUUUGAUAGAAGGCGCACAGAGAGUUGUUUAGAGCAGGGUGUUCAACAUGGUACAAACCAGAAUAGAUUGCAUGGUGAAUCAACAUUUUCAAGUGAUAUCAAGAAAUCCAAUUGGACUGCAAAAAAUGAUAGUGCCAACGUUCACACUUCCCAGACAGUAGGUGCAGACAUUUGGCUUGAUAAUGAAAAAAUGUCUCCUCCUAAUUGGAUUUAUGAUGUGAGAUCUUCCAUCCAUAUUAACCAAGAGCAAGGGCAGAGUAAGCAACAAGUUGCUCCAGGACAAGUAUUGCAUCAGAAUGUUUCUAAAACAUUCAUCAAGCCAGAGCCUGUUGUUAGAUUCCCGAAGCAGCGCGAUCCAACAUGUAAUAGUAGGGAGCAAAAGAAUGUUAAUGCAACUGGGGGGGUGUCCCUUGCCUAUUUUCCAAAUAGACAACUUGUGAAGAAUGAGCAUCCAGUUCAGUUGAAGGGGAUUCAUACAUUUAAAUUUUCAUUGGUUGAGUUCGUUAAGGAGCUUUUGAAUCCAACAUGGAAAGAUGGUAAAAUCACCAAAGAAGAUUAUAAAGCGAUUGUGAAGAAAGUUACUGACAAAGUAAUUGAUACAGUGCAAGGGGCACAUAUUCCUCAGACACAAGAGAAAAUUGAUUGCUAUUUAUCAUCAUCAAAAUCAAAGCUUAACAAACUUGUACAGGCAUAUGUGGAAAAGUUUCAGAAGGCUUAGUGCAAGUAAAGAAAUUUGGCUGUGUAAUCUGUUGCCUAUAUUUUAUUGUUAUUCACUCAAUGGAAAACAUAAUCUGCGGACCUCUCUUUUGGGCCAAGUAGUACUUUCGUUUUGUAUUGACUGAUAAAGACUUGGGCUUAUUGUAACAGCUUGCUUGCGUAUUCUGUUUUUAUAUUGCACAAGUUUUUUUUUUUUAUCCCAUUUAGAUCAUAUGACAGUAGAAUUGCAGAACCUUUGUAGCUCAUAUACAUGCAAACAAAGUUGUUUCUUGUUUUCUAGUAUUUUCAGGGUAAAA